AUGUUCAGGAAUAAUUAUCAGGGUGGAGCUGUGGUUGAGAUCUUCAGUGGACAAGGAAAAGACCCUGCGGCUAAAUGGAAACUCUGCGGAGGGCCGUCAGCCAUAUAUAAAGAGUAUAAUAAAGAAGUCAAAGGAUGUGUUUACUGUCUGGAUGGAAGCAGCCAGACAGUCAAGAUGCAAAUGCCAGAGAAUGGCAAAAUGUCUCUUGGACUUCUCCAAAGAUUUUUGGUGCUUCAAGUCAAUGUUUCUCACGGUCAUGACUUUUCUGCUGAGCUUGUGAUAACUGAUUCAGAGGGCCUAAAAAGAAGACUCCACUUAUCAACAGUGCAUAAAGAGGUGUCUGCCACACUUUUGCAUGCAAAGAUACCUUUUGUUGGACUGAAACGCAAUGUUUGGUCAACUUUAUGCAUCGACCUUGUAUCACUGAGCGGUGAACUGUUCAAGGGAUUUUUGACACUGGAUGGCAUCACGUUGUUCGCUACCUGCAAAGUCCGGAGAAUCUUCACUGUAAGAACGGAGCAUGCAGGAAUGUCAGAUGAUGACAUGUUUCACAGUGGAGCUGGUCUCAUGGACUUAAUCCCACGCAGUUGCCAGUUCCCACCAGACGUGAACCAAGUCAUUCAGGUGUUCAACAGGGAAAAUGUGCGAAAGACAGAUUUGAGGACUGGUCUUUCUAACUCUGACUGUGUUCCUACCACUGCCAGAUCAACCAGUUAUCGGAGAACCAGGCCCCAGGGCAUUUUACACACAGCCUCAGGCUCCAGAGCCUCUGGACCACCUCUCCUAACUGGAAGAAAAAGCAAGGUAACAUAAGAUGGAACUGAAAGAAAUGUAGUCUCUUUUUUUUCCUUUCCAAAUUAUAGAAUGAACCAAAAGGUUACUACAGAAAGUCAGAGCAUUACCAACCAGAGUGAGAAUUUAUCACAUGGAGAACCUUCCCACAUUCUCAAUGAGGGAGCAUCUGGCAGUUUACAGCCACAUCCCCCUAAAAAAAGAUCGGUUGACAAGAAGGGAUCUAAGAAGCUGAGAGUCAUCAGUGCUGGAGGAGAAAAGCAAACAUCAUCAAGUUCAACCAGUUACUGGAAACAUUCCUCAGAGAUUUUAGUCCAUGAUGACAUCUGGCAGAAGCAGAACCUGGUGUGGUCUUCUGAUGCUGCUGCUCACCAUAGAGGGAAUAGUGAAAGCUGGGAAAGCUGCAGUCCUUCAUCCAGCAGGCAGGAGAGCAAGCACCAGCCUCUGACCCUAGCAGAAAAGUCAGAACAUGUAGCAGCCGAUGAGUGCCACACUCCUGCAAAGGAAAGUUCAGCACUCAUGGUCACAGAGUCUCAACUGUGCUCUGUGCAGCAAGGUUUGCCUUCUGACCUGAAGGUCUGGAACAGCUGGGAGAGUAAUGAAGGGUCUGAGCCUCAGCUCACUCUGCAAGAGGAGGUGUUCACUUUCUCAUCCCAGCCUCACUCACCCAAACGAGGACAAGGCCAGGGUGACCAGGAGAAGAUGGAGAUGAGAGAUCGUCAGGUUCAGAGCAAGAUUGGGAGGCGGUAUGAUGUCCAGCCCGAGGAUGACUUUAUUGGCAGUGAAAGUGAUGAGGAUAACAACUUCACCAUGUUCCAACAUCAACAAACAAGUGGGUCCAAUCUUACAUCUCCCAGAAUGCUUGAUCCAACUUUGAGCACACAACUUGAAGGUCACCCUGGAUCUCCUAAUGUGAACCUAACACCUCCACUUAACACCGGUAUGCAGCCUCAUUCCAGUGGGAAAGCUGAACCUGGGCUGUUUCCCACACGGUGCUUCUCACCUAAUGGACUGGAACAGAAGCGUGGUCCAAGAGUUUCAGAGAAAGUAAACCGGGUUCUUGAUGUGAGCAGCAGCAUAUCAGUUUGUAGAAGACUCCUGCAAGAAGUCAAAUUGGAUGAUUCAAAACAGCACAAGGAAGAAGAAGAAGAUGAGACACUAAAGCCUGUUGAUUCCAGUCAUUGCGACUUGGACCUGCUCGGCAGUCCGCAGACACAAGAUGAUGAGGAGCUCCGAAUGCUGGCUAGCCUAAAAAGAGAGCAAGAGGAAGAUGAAUGUAAAGCCUCGGGCCUCAGUGCAUCUCAGAUCCACCGGUGUAAUGUCAGCAUCAGCAUGAGCAGUGACGAUACUUCUACAUGGACCCACAUCUCUCUGCCGACUAAUCAGGGACACCACUAUCAGACGGAAAUGAACCCCUUCCUGCAAUCAAACCCCAGGGAAUGGAUGGACGUGCUCAGCCCUCCUAUUAUGCCUCCCAGCCAGCAGAGAAGGUCAGGCAACACAUGGAACAAUGGGGGAAGUCUAGUCAGAGGAGGAGAUGAGUCAGUGAAUGAAGAGGAGAACGAGGAUGAGUAUUUGAAUCUGCUCUAUGAUCCUUGCCUGAACUGCUAUUUUGAUCCAAAGACAGGAAAGUACUAUGAACUGGCAUGA
Messenger RNA from Pelmatolapia mariae (spotted tilapia), 2442 nucleotides. It is a transcript of the gene cfap20dc, whose product is annotated as CFAP20 domain containing. NCBI's taxonomy places the organism in Eukaryota, Metazoa, Chordata, Actinopteri, Cichliformes, Cichlidae. The record is from RefSeq and is a predicted model, not a curated record. The transcript is spliced from 19 exons.